AUGCGCAAAAAACGUAUUCACCGCGAAAAAAGUUCUGUAGCCUAUUUGCAGCGAAGUGUUUCAAUACAACUAAAGAUGACAGAUUGGUUUCACAGAAAUCAUCUUAAGGCUACUGCAAAGCUUACAUUCGAGUUUGGAGAAGUAUCUAAAGAUUUGAGCAGCAAAGCUUUGUGCAGCGAAGCAGCAAAGCGUCGUGUUGAACUUCUCAAACUAGUAUCUGAUCCUUCUGCACCAUGUGAAUUAGUUUUGACCGCUUUGAAUCGAUACCUACCAUUAUUAAUGGGCUUUGUUUUACCGGUCGAUAACAGCACACCUUAUAGUAAAUUAAGAGGUCUUGUUUAUACGAAAUGGUGUGACAGUAUAAAACCAAAAGGUGAACCAAUUGCCCGUUAUGAUUCAAUGUUUGAACUCUACUCAGUACUUUUCAAUGUCGCGUUGUGGUAUACUAAGCAUGCCGCGAAAGUUGCUUCCAGUGAAAGUGUGUCAGAGGAUGAAGCUAAAGACGUUCAUUUGUCACUUCGAUCAGCUGCUGGACUAUUUAGUCUAUUACGAGAGAAAUAUAUGCACGAGUUCACAGAGUUUGUGUCAAACAGUGAUUUGGAUCCAAAUAUUCUGGACGCUUAUAUAAGUCAGUCUUUGGCCGAAGCACAGGAAAUUACUGUUGCCAGAGCAAUCGAAUUAAAACAUAAACCCCAUUUGAUCGCGGCUCUAGCGAAUGAAACUGCGAAAUUCUAUGAAAAGUGUGGUCUGGCUCUAUCUCAGUGUGAUCUGAAAAUUGUUGGAAAAUGGAAGAAGUAUUCGGAAUUCAAGCAAUACUGCUAUGAGUCCUAUGCUUAUGUUUACUAUGGUGAGGAUCUGCUAGAGAAGGAAAAAGCCGGACAAUCUGUUGCAGUAUCAAAGGAGGCCUCUGUUCCAUAUGAAAAAGCAGUUCGUGCUUCACGUGAGUAUGUGAGAGCUGAAGGAGUUAGUUUAUCAACUAAACCUCCUGAUCAUUGCUUCUUUCGCCGUCUACCUGGACUAAUUGAACGGACACGCAAUAAAUGUGAUCGGGAGAAUGGUUUGAUAUUUCACCAAAAGGUUCCAACUGUGGCACCAUUUCUCGAUAUCAAAGCGGAAUAUGGCGUUGCAGUACCCAAGGAACCGGAACUUAAUUUUAACUUAGAUCCUAAAUGGAAAGAUGUAUACGUUGGAUUUGAUACAAGUAAAGUUUUAGAGAAUAUGGUUUCAACAUCUAAAAAUUCAAAGAACCAUAAACAAUCAAAUAACAAAGAUGUGCCAGUUGAGCCUGUUCGUGAAAUGCCUAUUUUCAGUACUGAUAAAGAUCCCAAAAAUGACAGUGGAUGUGUCAUAUCAUAG
This is a messenger RNA of Heterobilharzia americana, 1356 nucleotides long. NCBI's taxonomy places the organism in Eukaryota, Metazoa, Platyhelminthes, Trematoda, Strigeidida, Schistosomatidae. The record is from the annotation of a GenBank genome assembly.